UCCUUGUGGCAUUUGCCUGAGUUUUGGGGCGCCCUCAGUGCCUUGGGCAGAGGGACAAAAUGAUCCAUUGCUGCAUUUCCGGGCUGCUUCCCUCGCAGCUGCCCCUGCAGGGGCGCUUUCCAGCCAGCCCUGCUCUGCAAACCAUCAAAGGCCCUCGCUCGCAGAGCCACUGCUUGGGCUCCCCUUGGCUUUUGUGCUUCUCGCAGGCCUGAGCAAACCACAGCCACGCCUUUUCCCCCACACAAUUCUCACCUUGCAGCAGCUCUAAAGCUGCCAGAGUCAAAGCCCAGGGGGCGGGGGGGACCCUCAGGACUCGUUCCCUGCUCUGGAGCUCCCCAGGAUCGCUGAGCCACGAAUUGGAGGGGGCGGGGGGGGGAUGGGAAAGUGAUGGGAAUAAGGGAAGAAAUGGAAACGAAGAGAGGAAGAAGCCCCGGGCCCCUCUCCCAAUCCACGAGCACCCCAUGCAGGCAGCGCUGGGCCCUGAGUCACCCCAAAAUCGGAGGCACCCAGGGAAGGAGCUGCGACCCACGUGCCCACCCAGCCACUGCCCAUCCCUGGGACCCCCAUUCCUCUGAGAACCCCGACCAUGGGACCCCCAUUCCUUAUGUCCCCCCUCCCUGGGACGCCCAUCCCAGGACAGCCAUUCCCCAGCAUCUCCAUUCCCAAGGACUCCCAUCCUGGUAACUCCCGCCCCUGCAACCCUCCUCUCCCUGCCACCCCAAACCCUGAGAACCCCCACCAUGGCGACCCCCAUUCCCCUGGACCCCCAUCCGAUGUGACUCCCCCUCCUCAGCACCUCCAAUUCCCAGGACACCCCUCCUUGGCUCCCUACAGCCCCCAAGACUCCAAAAUCUGUCAACACCAUGUCCCCCCCCAUACCCCACCCUGCCCCCACCCUGCCCCCACCCAAGGCCACCAACACGUGGGGACGAGACGUGACCUCGCUUCCUGCCCGCCACCCAGGGCACAAGUGGCCCCGGCAGCGUGUGACAGCCAGCCCGGGUGGCCGGGGACAGCGGGAUGGCCGGGAAGGUGGCGCUGCUCCUGUGGGCCCGGCGGGACUGUGGUGUCCCCAUCCCUGAGACCUCCGUGCUAUACCGGUGACCCCGUGGGGACAGUUUGGGGACAGCCCCACACUCCGUGCCCCGGGUGCCGCUGUCCCCGCGGUGCCACCCCCACCCAGCCCUGUCCCUUCUCCCUUCCAGCCCAGACCCUCGGCCUCGCUGGCGCCCAGACCACCCAGCUCCUCGUGCAGCCCCCCUGGACGCCGCCGGUGCUGUGGGACCGGGUGACACUGACCUGCCAGGGCUCGGGCACCGCCGCUGCCACCACCUGGUACAAGGACGGGCAGCGCUGGCGGCUGCAGGGACACGACCGAUUCGUUGUCACUGAGAGUGGCACCUACCAGUGUGACAGACCCGGCACCGGGCGCAGCCCCCCCGUGAACGUCUCCAAUGCCUGCCUGGUGCUGCAGGUGCCGGCGCGGGCGCUGCUGGAGGGGGACACGGUGACACUGCGCUGCCGGAGCUGGAAGGACAAUCCGGUGAGCUGGGUGUCCUUCUACCGUGAGGAGAAACAACUGCAGCUGUUCCGCGAUGAGACCGAACUGUCCCUGUCCCCUCAGCGGCUGCAGGACAGCGGCCGCUACCGCUGCAGGGGCUGGGUGUAUUCCGAGGUGUCAUGGGGGUGGAUUAAGCUGGAGUCAGCGCCGGUGACAGUGACAGUGCACAAGCUGUUCCCGGUGCUGGUGCUGGAGGGUCCCCCCGAGCCCACCGAGGGGUCCCCCCUGAAUCUCCGCUGCCUCAGCACCCCCCGCCCCCUGCAGCCCCAAGCCCCCCUCCUGCACCUCUUCUACCGGGACGGGCGGUUGGUGGGGGGCCCGCAGGGGUCCCCGCAGCUCCUGCUGCCCGCCGUGGGGGUCUCCCACUCGGGGAAUUACAGCUGCCAGGUGCGCUCGGAGCAGGGGGCCGUGCGGAAGAGCAGCGCCCGGCUCCGCGUCACGGUGCGCAGGGUCCGGCUCUCGGGGGUGUCCGUGUCGGCGCAGCCCCCUGGGGGACAGGUGGCACUGGGGGACCGCCUGGUGCUGAGCUGUGCGGUGGCCACGGGGACAGGGCCCCUGUCCUUCUCCUGGCACCGGGGGGACUCGUGGGCACUGCUGGGCACCGGCCCCCACCUGGAGCUGUGCCACGUUGGGGACAAUGACAGUGGCCACUACCAGUGCCGGGCCAGCAAUGGGGACAGCGUGGCCGAGAGUGUCCCCCUGAAUGUCACAGUCCUGGUGCCCGUGGCCAAUGCCACCAUCAGCCCCAGUGCCCUGGCACAGCCGGUGUGCGCAGGUGACCCCGUGACCCUGCGCUGCUCGGUGCAGGUGGGCUCAGCCCCUGUCACCUUCACCUGGCUGCGCAACGGCCGCGAGGUGGCCCGGGGUCCCCUCCUGGAGCUCAGGGACUUCCAUGUGGGACAUUCCGGCACCUACCAGUGCGUGGCCACCAACCAGCUGGGACAGGACGGGCACUGCGUGUUCCGGGGGCUCAGCCCCGAGCUGGCACUGACGGUGACACCGCGGGGACACUGGGACACAGGUGGGGUCACUUGGCGUCGGGGGGGUGCAGAACCCCCAGGAUUCUAGGUGACCCUGAUGUGUGACCCCCUCUCUGUCUCCAGCAGUGGCCGCAGCGGUUGCCGGGUCCCUCCUGUUCCUGGUUCUGCUCCUGGGUGUCAUCGGGGGCUGUCA
Molecule: messenger RNA, 2734 nt
Organism: Corvus hawaiiensis (hawaiian crow)
Lineage: Eukaryota; Metazoa; Chordata; Aves; Passeriformes; Corvidae
Product: Fc receptor-like protein 2
Exons: 7
Coding region: 587-2629 (680 amino acids)
Biological process (GO): cell surface receptor signaling pathway
Molecular function (GO): transmembrane signaling receptor activity
Source: RefSeq, a predicted model, not a curated record